AUGGCAUCAAUCAUCAAGGAAGUCCUCAGUCAUCCUGCUCAACAACAUUCCAAUGCAUCUGAUGCAAGCAGUGGGUCUGCUUUGAAGGAUCCAAUAUCACAUUAUUAUUUUAAGUUUCGUGAGAUCACAGAUCUCAAUGGUUUGAUUGAGAAGCAUCUGGUUGAGGCAGGGGUUGAUCAUCAUUCUCUAUUUGUUCAAGAUUAUCUUGCUUGUCAAUAUUUAAUGAAGCAUGAACUGGGACCAGGUGAUAUAAAUUUAUCCAUCUCACUUGUGCUUCCCUUGCAGGAACUCUGUGAACAACAAGACCUACAACAUUGGACCCAGGCCAACCUGGCAAUCUGGCAAUCAAAGAAACAGGCAGAGGCUUACCAGCACUUUUACUUUUUGAAGAGCUCAACAACUGGGACGGAAGUGGGUGCCAGUUGA
This is a messenger RNA of Melampsora larici-populina 98AG31, 426 nucleotides long. RefSeq lists its product as uncharacterized. The coding region runs from base 1 to 426 and encodes 141 amino acids. The transcript is spliced from 2 exons. The record is from RefSeq and is a predicted model, not a curated record. Lineage: Eukaryota; Fungi; Basidiomycota; Pucciniomycetes; Pucciniales; Melampsoraceae.